This is a messenger RNA of Amphimedon queenslandica, 814 nucleotides long. Its product is annotated as abl interactor 2-like. The record is from RefSeq and is a predicted model, not a curated record. NCBI's taxonomy places the organism in Eukaryota, Metazoa, Porifera, Demospongiae, Haplosclerida, Niphatidae. The coding region runs from base 195 to 536 and encodes 113 amino acids. Gene Ontology annotation, molecular function: protein binding. The transcript has 4 exons.
UCAAGACACCAUUGACUCCAAUAAAGCUAGAUAUUAAAGAUCUUGAUAUUGUCAUUGAAGAGCUAACAAUACUCAAUCAUUUACCUUGCCAUAUAUGGCAUGAUCUUGGUCUUCAGCUAGGACUCUAUCAGCCUACACUAGAAGACAUCAAUAAAGAUAAUAAUGGAGACUCUAAGAAGUGCUUCAGAGAGUGUAUGUCUGCCUGGUUAAGAGGAGAAGAUAAAGUGAGAGAGAAAGGAGGUCCCAGUUGGUCAUCAUUAGCUACAGCACUGGAUAAAGAAGGAAAGCAUCACAUUGCCACUAACAUUAGAGAUAAAUAUUAUCCUAAUGGAGUGUCCACUCCACCAACUGGUGGUACAUCAACUGGUAGAGAAGUGGUUGCUAUUGGAGACUACACAGCUCAAUAUUCUGAUGAACUGACCUUCUCUGAGGGAGAAAUACUUCAAAUAUUAGAAGAAGUUGAUGAUAACUGGUAUCAUGGUGUGUGUCAGGAUAAAGUUGGUAUAUUUCCAAAGACUUACGUCAGAGAACCUUAACAACAACCAGCUGCUAACAACCAGCUCUACCUGCUCCUCUUUCUCUCUCUUCAUGUUCCUCUCUUGUAGUCAUUAGCUGUUUAUGAGUUAAUCAAUUGUUUUAUUUGACAUCAUUUUAUUUUAUUCACUGACAAUUAUGGUAUUAUUUUAUUUUCUUGCUGUUAUUAUUGUGAUCUAUUACAAUUAUCUAUUCUAUUAUUCAUUGUUGCAUGUGAAGUGUAUUGAAUCUAUUGAUAAUGAAUUCCUGAUGUGUGUUGUGCACUUCUAGUAAAAACUAA